Molecule: messenger RNA, 1431 nt
Organism: Caenorhabditis elegans
Lineage: Eukaryota; Metazoa; Nematoda; Chromadorea; Rhabditida; Rhabditidae
Gene: nfs-1
Product: cysteine desulfurase
Exons: 10
Coding region: 53-1291 (412 amino acids)
Biological process (GO): iron-sulfur cluster assembly; [2Fe-2S] cluster assembly
Cellular component (GO): mitochondrial [2Fe-2S] assembly complex
Molecular function (GO): cysteine desulfurase activity; pyridoxal phosphate binding
Source: RefSeq, marked reviewed
AUUUAAAAUGCUCAACGGACGAGUGCUCCUUCGAUCGAUUGCUCGCCGGACAAUGGCAUCGAAAAUUGAGCCAGGAUCUCCGCAGCCGAUUUAUUUGGAUGUUCAGGCUACCGCGCCAAUGGAUCCUCGAGUAGUCGACGCAAUGCUUCCCUAUAUGAUCAAUGAUUUCGGAAAUCCUCAUUCAAGAACUCAUUCAUACGGAUGGAAAGCUGAAGAAGGCGUUGAACAAGCGAGAGAACAUGUUGCAAAUCUUAUAAAGGCAGAUCCUCGUGACAUCAUCUUCACUUCUGGAGCCACUGAAUCAAAUAAUUUGGCGAUUAAAGGAGUUGCAAAGUUUCGAAAACAAUCUGGAAAGAAUCAUAUUAUCACGCUGCAAACUGAGCACAAAUGCGUUCUCGACUCGUGUCGAUAUUUGGAAAAUGAAGGAUUUAAAGUGACAUAUUUACCAGUUGAUAAGGGAGGAAUGGUUGAUAUGGAGCAACUUACUCAAUCGAUUACCGCGGAAACAUGUCUUGUGUCUAUUAUGUUUGUCAAUAAUGAAAUUGGAGUUAUGCAGCCGAUCAAGCAAAUUGGUGAACUAUGCCGUUCAAAAGGUGUAUACUUUCACACAGAUGCCGCACAAGCUACUGGAAAAGUUCCAAUUGAUGUAAAUGAAAUGAAAAUUGAUUUAAUGUCAAUUUCUGCGCAUAAAAUCUACGGACCAAAAGGUGCCGGAGCCCUUUACGUUCGUCGUCGUCCACGUGUUCGUAUUGAAGCUCAAAUGUCUGGUGGAGGACAGGAAAGAGGAUUACGAUCUGGUACUGUAGCUGCUCCAUUGUGCAUUGGACUUGGGGAAGCUGCUAAAAUUGCUGAUAAGGAGAUGGCAAUGGAUAAAGCUCAUGUUGAACGAUUAUCUCAAAUGCUUAUCAACGGAAUCAGUGAUAAAUUGCCACAUAUUAUCAGAAAUGGAGAUGCUAGGCAUGCUUAUCCCGGUUGUGUCAAUCUCUCAUUUGCAUAUGUUGAAGGUGAGUCCCUUCUGAUGGCUCUAAAAUCGAUUGCUCUUUCUUCUGGAAGUGCUUGUACAUCUGCUUCAUUGGAACCUUCAUACGUACUUCGUGCAAUCGGAUCCGAAGAAGACUUGGCUCAUUCUUCGAUUCGAUUCGGAUUGGGAAGAUUUACAACUGACGAGGAGGUGAAGCAUACAAUUGAUCUAUGCAUUCGUGAAACAAAUCGGCUCCGUGAUUUGAGUCCUCUCUGGGAAAUGGUUCAAGAGGGUAUCGAUUUGAAGAGUAUUCAAUGGACCCAACAUUAAAUAUUUCUAAAUUUUAAAAAUUUGAAUUUUCUCGUUUAGCUUUUUUUGUUUGUUUUGUGUCUCAUUAUUUAUCUAGUUGCCAAAAAAUAUAUUUUUUUGUUUGAUAUUUAUAUAUUUUUCAAGUAAAUUAGUUGUUGAAA